AUGACUGUGGAGGCAGCCCUGGUGAAAGGUUUGCUGGAGCGUUUUUAUAACCCUCCCGAAAUGCCAAGGCGGCAGAACGUGCGGACGCUGGCGCUCAUCAUAUGCACCUUCACCUACCUGCUGGUGGGAGCCGCCGUCUUCGACGCGCUGGAGUCGGAGGAAGAAACGGAGCAAAGGAGGAGGCUGGAGAUCAAGAGCCAGGAGCUGAAGAGCAAAUACAACCUCAGCGCUGAGAGCUACCGCGAACUCGAGUGGGUUGUCCUCAAGCUCAAGCCGCACAAGGCCGGGGUCCAGUGGAAAUUCGCCGGGUCUUUCUACUUCGCCAUCACCGUCAUCACCACUAUAGGUUAUGGCCACGCAGCCCCCAGCACGGAGGGGGGGAAGGUCUUCUGCAUGGUCUAUGCCCUGCUGGGGAUCCCCCUCACCCUCGUCAUGUUCCAGAGCUUGGGUGAGAGGAUCAACACCUUCGUCAGGUACCUCCUCCACCGCAUCAAGAAGUGCCUUGGCAUGAGGCGGGCGGAGGUCUCCAUGGCCAACAUGGUCACCAUUGGGUUCUUCUCCUGCAUCAGCACCCUCUGCAUCGGGGCAGCUGCCUUCUCCUACUACGAGCACUGGAGCUUCUUCCAUGCCUACUACUACUGCUUCAUCACCCUCACCACCAUAGGCUUUGGGGACUACGUGGCCCUGCAGAAAGACGAAGCCCUCCAGAACAAGCCCCAGUACGUGGCCUUCAGCUUCGUCUACAUCCUGACGGGCCUGACAGUCAUCGGGGCGUUCCUCAACCUGGUGGUGCUGCGUUUCAUGACCAUGAACGCCGAGGACGAGAAGCGGGACGCCGAGCACCGGGCUCUGCUCACCCGCAACGGCCAAGCCAGCACCAUCCACCCCACGGAGCCCAGCCCGCCGCCCGUCCCCGGGGCAGCGAGGGAUGCGGCAGCAGAGGAGAACACGCUUCGACGGGCAAACCAGGCUAAGAGGGGCUUAGACGGAGCUUCUGCCACUGCCGCCCGCAUCCACCAGGAGGAAACCCGCCGGGAAUCACAGCACUUCAAGUACUGA
Molecule: messenger RNA, 1059 nt
Organism: Chaetura pelagica (chimney swift)
Lineage: Eukaryota; Metazoa; Chordata; Aves; Apodiformes; Apodidae
Gene: KCNK3
Product: potassium channel, subfamily K, member 3
Exons: 5
Coding region: 1-1059 (352 amino acids)
Biological process (GO): potassium ion transmembrane transport; stabilization of membrane potential
Cellular component (GO): membrane
Molecular function (GO): potassium ion leak channel activity; open rectifier potassium channel activity
Source: RefSeq, a predicted model, not a curated record